UGGGUCGGCGGUUGCGCAGGCGCCGCAGGGAGAGAGGCUUCCUCCAGACCCGGUAACCGCGGCUGCGGGGGCCCUUUCCCCCCAGGCUGGGGGUGGCAGCGGGAGCCGAGAUGCGCCAAGCCCUGACCCAGCCGCGCCCCACUUCCCUCCCGCUCUCCGUCUCCCUGGGGUCCUUCAAUAGAAGAAAAAAGAAUUCCCUCUACGUCACGGUGACCCUUCUCAUUGUGUCUCUGUUGAUUCUCACGGUCGGUUUGGCCGCUACCACAAGAACCCAGAAUGUCUCUGUCGGAGGGUACUACCCAGGUGUUAUUCUCGGUUUUGGGUCGUUUCUUGGAAUUAUUGGAUCCAACUUGAUAGAGAAUAAAAGGCAAAUGCUGGUUGCUUCAAUUGUCUUCAUCAGUUUUGGUGUCAUCGCCGCCUUCUGCUGUGCCAUUGUGGAUGGCGUGUUCGCAGCUAGGCACAUAGAUCUUCGGCCGCUGUAUGCAGGGCGGUGUCACUACUACUCCAAAAGCACAGCCUCGCCAGAGACUCCCUCGCUCCCGGCUCUUAACUGCGCAGCCGAAAACCCACGUCCAGCCGUUUCCUACUAUUCGAGACCCCAAGUGACGUCGUACAACACAUACUACCACAGCACGCCCCACCUGCCGCCAUAUUCAGCAUAUGACUUCCAGCAUUCCACCCUGUUCCAGGCCUCCGUGCCAUCGGGGCUGUCGGAUGAGCCUCCGUCCUUAUCGCCGUCGCCGAGUUACGUGUGGACGCCCACGGCACCUCCCCGUUACUCCCCACCAUACUUUCCUCCUUUCGAGAAGCCACCACCGUACACGCCGUAGGAGUUGCGUGCCCACUGGAACUGGUUGCAGACCUUUUCGGACUGGAGUCCGUCGCCACCGCAUCAGCAGAUAUCGAUAUACAACACAGGGCGUCUUUGCAACGUCUCUCUCGAACGUCUCUCUCGCUGACAACUUUCCUUGACGGGAGCUGUUAUGUUCAGAUGGGCUUUGAGACCCGCAUUAGCCGUCAAAGUGUGUUAUUGUGAUUGCCGGGGCAUUUGUGCAUCCGGGAAUAUUGCAACACGCUUAUCAUGCAUUAGCAGCAUCCAUGCCACAUCACACUGUUUUUCAAAAAAGACUUUUAUUAUAUCAUCCGGCGCUGAACUGGGCACAUUCUUGCAUCAAGCCACUAAAAUGCCAUUUGCAGCCAUUUUGCCAUUUGCAGCCAUGCAGCUCUUAGUCAGUUUUCUAUCCUUUUUGCCAAAAUCCCCCUGCCUUAUUGUUCCCAUGCUAAAAGCUCACAGCUUGUGUAGUAUUUUGUAAAUAAGAAGGGAAAGAUGUCAGGGAUUCCUUCUGUCCGACAGUAAACUGACAUGUCAUUGUUAUUGAGUGCCAAAGAGAUUGUAUAGAUGGCUUUAGGGUUGCCCGUUUAGGAGGAGGGUGGGAUGUUGUUGGACAACAAUGCCCAGCAACCAGAGGCAGAACAGUCCAUGGUCAGGAGGGCUGCGUGCUGCAGUUCAUCAUCUUGAACAGAUGCCCUCAGGCCAAGGCACACGGGCCACAUCCGGCCCGUCAAGGCUUUUCUCCCGGCCUGUUGUUAUUAUCAUUAUUCCCCACUCAUGCCAUAGCCAAAGGGAAGGAAGGAAGGAAGAGAGAGGGAGAGAGAGAAGAAAGGGAAGAGGGAAUGAAGGAGAAAAGGGAGCAAUUGAAAAGGAAGGAA
Messenger RNA from Anolis sagrei ordinatus, 1710 nucleotides. Lineage: Eukaryota; Metazoa; Chordata; Lepidosauria; Squamata; Anolidae. The record is from RefSeq and is a predicted model, not a curated record.